CACAAUUGGUAAUUACAAACAUACCUAGGUAUAUAGGUCAAACCGACUACCCGUCGAAUUGGCUUUCGCCUUGUAUAUCUUCCCGCAUUCACAACUUGCAUUCUUUUUACACUGCAUCACGACAUCAUGCAUAAAUCACUGCUUCUUCCCGUCAUCGCUAUCGUGGCAUUGACUGUCUACAAGGUCUUCUCAAUAAUUGUCAAUCGUCGAAAGGAUGCCGACUUUGCCCGCCAGCACAACUGCCAGCCAGCGCCUGCUGUCACCUGGGAUGGCUUCCUCGGCAUCAAGGUCAUCAAGGAAAUGCAAGCCGCCGACCAGAAGAACAUGUUCAUGAACCUUCUCAACGACCGUGUGUCGCAAAUGAGCGAAAAAGUGGGCAGAUACUGUCCUACGUUCUCCUACCGAGUCCUCGGCAAACAAGGCUUCUUCACUGCCGAUCCGAAGAACAUCCAGGCCAUCCUUGCGCACCAAUUUGAGGAUUUUGAGCUGGGCGCUUUGAGGCGGAAGGUCAUGGGAGAGCCCUUAGGUGAUGGCAUCUUCGUGCAAGACGGCAAAAAGUGGGAACACAGCCGAGCUCUGCUCAGACCUAAUUUUGUCCGCGAUCAAGUCUCUGAUCUCGACAUGGAAGAGAGACAUGUCCAAGAUCUCUUCACCGUCAUGCCGGUGCAGCAAGACGGCUGGACUGAUAUGACUAAUGUCCAAGAAUUGUUCUUCCGUCUAACGAUCGACACGGCUACGGAGUUCCUUUUCGGCGAAUCGACGAACACGCAAGUAACGACGUCAAAUAAGAACCAGACCGAUUCAAAGGGCAGAUGGGAUGAGCGAGCCUUUGCUAAACACUUCGACUCCGUUCAAAGACACAUGUCAUCCAAGUUCAGAUAUGGUGACCUUCACUGGCUACACAAUCCUAAGGAAUAUCAAGAAGACAUUAAGAUCAUCAACGAAUUCAUCAGCUAUUACGUCGACCUCGCAUUGACAAAGAGCACAGAUCGAAAACCCGAUACAAAGGGCGAAAAGUACGUCUUCCUCGAGGCGUUGGCCGCUCAAACCCAGGACCCUGUAGCACUUCGCGCACAGCUGUUGAACAUUCUUCUUGCCGGCCGCGAUACCACAGCGUCACUCCUAAGUUGGACCUUCCACGAGCUGGUCCGCAAUCCUGAGAUCUUUGAGAAAUUGCGUCGGGCCAUCCUCUCGGACUUUGGGCCCUAUUCCACCGACGACCUCUCCGCAAUCACCUUCUCCAGCUUGAAGUCUUGCACGUACCUGCAACACACCCUUUCCGAGGCUUUGCGACUCUGGCCAGUCGUUCCAGGAAAUUCACGCCGCAGUAACAAGAGAACCACGCUUCCUCGCGGCGGCGGGCCCGAUGGUCUCUCGCCUGUUUUCAUCCCACCAGAAACACAGGUAGACUACAGUGUCUACACGAUGAUGCGCCGGAAAGAUCUCUGGGGCGAGGAUGCAGACAAAUUCCGACCUGAGCGCUUCGAGGGCCGGAAACCUGGUUGGGACUAUCUUCCAUUCAACGGCGGCGCUCGACUUUGCAUUGGACAGCAGCUGGCUCUGACAGAGGCGGCAUACGUCGUAGCACGAAUCUUGCAGAAAUUCGAUAAGAUCGAGGCCCAUCCGGGAGAUUUCGAGGCGAUCACUACACAGAACUUGACCCUCACCAGCUGCCCUGCGAAACCGGUCAGGUUGCGGGCGAGGGAGGCGAAGGCAUGAACAAAGUCAUUCUGCAUAUUGUGUUUGAUUGCUGCAUUUUGACAAUCUAGUCAUUGCGAUGGCGGAUAAAUACUUCACGAAUGCAUGUCGACUAUUCCCGUCAUGAGCCGCAAGGCAUGUCGUUGAGCAUGUUCGUUGUGGUGCUCUUGCAAAACUUCAAAAGUUUGCUUUCCAACGUGAUGUGAGAUGGAGAAGGUAUGGACAAAGUGCUCAUGUGAGAGAGACCUAGUCGAGAGAUAAUGUUCCGUAGAUGUAGAAUUGCCGGCCGUGAAUUCGCGAUGACCACAAGCCGGGUACGUUUUCAACGUCGUGCUGCUACGCGAAUGUACUCCAUUGGGAGUAGAAUUCCAAUGCAAAGAAAUCCAGUAAUGAGUAGCCCG
Molecule: messenger RNA, 2099 nt
Organism: Dissoconium aciculare CBS 342.82
Lineage: Eukaryota; Fungi; Ascomycota; Dothideomycetes; Mycosphaerellales; Dissoconiaceae
Product: putative P450 monooxygenase
Exons: 4
Coding region: 127-1719 (530 amino acids)
Molecular function (GO): heme binding; iron ion binding; oxidoreductase activity, acting on paired donors, with incorporation or reduction of molecular oxygen
Source: RefSeq, a predicted model, not a curated record